AACGUUGCCUUGUUUAAGCAUAUACCCAGCUCCUCGCUGUAUGCAAUCAAGACCUUCACCAAAUCGUGCAUCUCAUACGACACUCCUACGCUCGAGCAUGCUAUGAAAGAACAAAUGAUUCUUCGACUCCUAACGCAAAUGGAAACCCCAUUUGUUCUGAAGCUGAGAUGGAGCUUCCAGGAUAUGGAGUCUAUGCGCCUUGUCACGGAUUUCUGUCCCGGUGGAGAUUUACGAGCACGUAUCUCCUCGUCAGGUCCUCUGACGUCCUCUUUGGCAUGGCUAUAUGCGGCGGAGCUGGUGGAAGCAAUGUCUUCGCUUCAUUCGAGCGGUAUAUGCCACCGCUUGAUCCUCCCAGAGCACGUUCUCAUCGGUGCGGACGGGCAUAUAGUCCUGACCGGCUUCUCCCGCGCCUCUAUCGCCACGUUCAACUCGCCAAGGACGGAAAUCCGUAUCGCAAUGGAAGAUAAAGAACAUUUAAUCCGUGCCGUGGAUGUGUGGUCUGCACCUGAAGUCGUACUUGGCUGGUCUCACGACUUUGCAGUUGACUGUUGGGGAUUUGGGGCCAUUUUAUCUUUUAUGUUGGCCGGAGAGGUGAGUACCGGGUCCUACCAACAAUGCCGGCAGUAA
Messenger RNA from Phanerochaete carnosa HHB-10118-sp, 627 nucleotides. RefSeq lists its product as uncharacterized. The transcript has 3 exons. Gene Ontology annotation, biological process: protein phosphorylation. Gene Ontology annotation, molecular function: protein kinase activity; ATP binding. The annotation marks the transcript as partial. The record is from RefSeq and is a predicted model, not a curated record. NCBI's taxonomy places the organism in Eukaryota, Fungi, Basidiomycota, Agaricomycetes, Polyporales, Phanerochaetaceae.